AGGAGUCCACAUCCUGAAGCACCUCACUGUAACUGUGUGGCUCGAAAACAGGACUGCUAGUUAGCUUAAACGCUGGCAGAAAGCUAAAAACAAAACCGUUUUUUAUUUAUUAUUUAGAGCAGUUUGUCGUCCUGAACUUCAGCCAGACUACCAGCUCACACACCAGCCGCAGACUGUACCAUGGUGGGUGUCAAAGUGAUCGGGAGCGACCCGGAUUUCCAGCCGGAGCUAGCGGCCGCCGGCUCCAGGCUCGCCGUGGUGAAGUUCACAAUGGCUGGGUGUCGGCCCUGUGUCAGAAUUUCUCCGGCUUUCAACAUGUUGAGCACCAAGUACCCACAGGUCGUCUUCCUUGAAGUAGAUGUUCAUGUCUGUCAAGCGACAGCAGCAGCUAACAACAUCUCAGCCACACCGACGUUCUUGUUCUUCAGGAACAGAGUGAGGGUGGAUCAGUAUCAGGGGGCAGACGCGUCGGGUCUGGAGGAGAAGAUUAAACAACACACAGAGAACGACCCGGGAAACAGUGAGGACUCCGACAUUCCAAAGGGAUAUAUGGACCUCAUGCCUUUCGUCAACAAAGCCGGCUGCGAGUGCCUCAACGAGAGCGACGACUGCGGCUUCGAUAACUGCUUAAUCAAAGACUCCACCUACCUGGAGUCUGACUGCGAUGAACAGUUGCUGAUAACCAUGGCCUUUAAUCAGCCAGUGAAGCUCUUCUCUAUGAAGCUGCUGUCCUCAGACUUUGCCCAAGCCCCUAAAGUGGUGAAGGUGUUCAUAAAUCUCCCCCGGUCGAUGGGUUUUGAUGACGCUGAGAGGAGUGAAGCCACCCAGGCCCUGGAGCUUUCAGAGGAAGACUACAAAGAGGACUGUUUGAUCCCUCUGCGCUACGUCAAGUUUCAGAACGUUCAGAGUGUUACGUUGUUCAUCAAGUCAAACCAAGGAGACGAGGAGACGACAAAAAUCAACUACCUGACAUUCAUAGGCACGCCUGUACAGGCCACCAACAUGAACGACUUCAAGAGGGUUGUUGGAAAGAAAGGGGAGAGUCACUGAGUAAGACGACGAAUGCCACAAUGAGAAGAAGAGGAAUAGGAGGCUGCAGAUACAUCCACAGACUUUCCCUCUGCCAAAGCUGCCACACACACUCACACACACCUACACUCAUGCACACAGACGGACACACACACAGCCUCCAGCUGACUUCUUCGAGAUCUGAAUGAAUUCUUCAUCCUUGGAGAGUCAACCUUUAAAUCGUUUGUAUUGUAAUUCUAAUGAAGAUCACUGUAAAUAAAACACAAUCCUUUUUCAAAGGCA
Molecule: messenger RNA, 1311 nt
Organism: Labrus mixtus (cuckoo wrasse)
Lineage: Eukaryota; Metazoa; Chordata; Actinopteri; Labriformes; Labridae
Gene: txnl1
Product: thioredoxin-like 1
Exons: 8
Coding region: 181-1050 (289 amino acids)
Source: RefSeq, a predicted model, not a curated record